This is a messenger RNA of Cynoglossus semilaevis (tongue sole), 3289 nucleotides long. RefSeq names its product serine rich and transmembrane domain containing 1 (gene sertm1). Gene Ontology annotation, cellular component: intracellular membrane-bounded organelle. The coding region runs from base 907 to 1248 and encodes 113 amino acids. The record is from RefSeq and is a predicted model, not a curated record. NCBI's taxonomy places the organism in Eukaryota, Metazoa, Chordata, Actinopteri, Pleuronectiformes, Cynoglossidae. The transcript is spliced from 2 exons.
GAUCUUUUAGCAUUUAUGUUUGGCAGCCGUUUACAGGGAAAAUUCCACAGACCAGAAACAAGGUUACAGCAGAGAGACACUGAGGUGUUAAACCCUCUCUCUUUAUCACCAGUUGGCCCUUUUCUCUUUCAUCUGCUCGUUUGGGGUCUCAGCUGAAAAGACCCCGUCUGCUGGCAGUCAGGUAUUUCUCACUGCUGGAUAUCGUCUACUGACGCAGUUUGCUGAGAUCACCGAGCAAAGCUGUGUCCUUGGAUUAAACACACACUCAAAGGUUUGUGCGAUGACAUUCAGCUCCUUCACAAUAUCCUUUUCAAACGUGUCUGCGGGAUUCCGGUGUUGGCUCGUAAAGGAGCUUGAUUAAAAAUGUAAAGUCUUAGGGAAAUAUUUGCUCAGUGAAAAUGAGGGAUUGGUGAGUUGACCGUUGGCGUGAUUAUUAUUCAAAGGUGAUGAGCGGCAGGGGAAAGGGAGGAGGGAGGAGCAGACACAGGGAGUCCAACACACACAAACACAGAUGGGCUGGGAUUGAGCUCUCUCUCUCUCCCUCUCUCUCUUUUCAUCACUCUCUCAAAGUAAAACAGUGUCAUUCAUUAAUUCCAGCGUCGGUUGAAAGUCAUGUGCUUUUGCCUCUUUCUGUUUUUUUAUUAAUUUGUAAGUGUGGUCAGAGAAAGUCUCCACUGAAAAGAGCCUGGAUAGUGUGUGGGACUAUAUGAGUCUGUGUGUGUCUGGGGGGCGGGGUGGGGGUCACGAUGAAUGACAGAAGGAGAGAGAGGGAGUGAGGCUCACACAGAGGAUCUCAGAGGCGGCUUCACUCAGCUCUAAGACCAAACGCACCAGCAGCAUGGAUUUCUGCACCAUGUGAAAGCAAAAGAGGGAGAAGAACCCUCCACUAACAGAGCAUCAUUCAGAAUGUCUGUGAUGGACAUUUCCCUGGUGGACCAUAAUGACACUGGAUUGUCUCCAGCUGAUAAUGAGACCUUCUUACGUUUCUCCCCGACGUCCUCCUCCACCUCUGCCGCCGCAUCCUCACCAGGGCGUACUGGCAAUGUCUACGUCUACGUCUGGCUCUUCCUCGGCCUGCUGGUGUUUCUGCUGACACUGCUCAUCAUCUCCCUCCACAGGCUGAAGAACAUCAUCUCCUCCUCCUCCUCUGUCCCCGACUUCAGCAGCGAAGGAGGAAGCUCCUUCACCAACAUGGAGAUUUGUAGCAUCUCCUCUCAGAGGUCCACUAUCUCCACACUGUCCACCUGAGAGACAUAAAUGAUCUGGAUCACGUGGACUUAAGGACAUGUUGGGCAGGCAAUCAUGAACAUACUGUAUGUGAGGUCAGAUAGGCUCCACAGCUCCACAUUGUGGCAUUUGAGAGAAAAAAGAUCUAUGUCUCCUGUGUAAUGUACCAUGUUUACAAUAGAAGGUAACUAGUCUUAAACUGUGAAGUCCUUAAAAAAACCUUAAUAUUAAGGAAAACUGAAGCUUGAAGCUUCAUCCCACACAAUGUUAAGGGUUGAUUAGAUAUUUUUAUACAGCGUUACCUUGACUGCAUGAAGCCACUGUUCAAAAAAUGGCCAAAAAAUGUUGCCAAAUACAUAAGCACAACUGUAGAAGUAACAACUGUAAAGGUCUCAACUGAGGAUUUACUGUAAAUAUAUACUCUAUGACGAUCACACACAAACACACCAACACACACAGACUGUGAAGCUGAGUAGAAAGAUAAGCAGCUGCCUUAAAUUGACAAUCUAUAACCACUAAUGAAGAAAACAAUCAGUCUUGUGGGGUGGGGGGGUUCAUCCACGCAGUAGUGUGACAUUAUUACAAUACUUUGAUGAAAACUGCACAAAACUAUGGGAACACUUUUCAAACCUUGGAAAUAUGUAUUUAUGGUCCGUGAGUCUUAGGUCUUUGGUAUUUUCAACAGAACCUGUAUAUUGUGAAAUUCACAGCACAAAUUAAAGGACAAUAGGUAGAGUAAAAAAAUAAAUCCUGUCUAAUUUACUUUUUUCAUUUUACUUUAAAUAGUGUUUUACUUUACAUAAUAAAGAAUUUAAAACGUAUUUUUCCAUACACCUCCCUGGUUAGUACAGUACAUAGUUUACUCUACCUGAAACCAGUGGAACAUUCUGUAGUUAUGUCCCAUGCCUAUUGUAUGUAUGAUCUAUGAAAAAAAUAAUACUAAAUACAAAAUUCUCCCAAAGAUUUUGGUCAAAUUAUUUCAACACAAAUUGGAAAAAAAUAUGUAUAUAUGACAAUAAAACCACCAUUAAUCUAAACAGCCCUGCAAGCAUUUUCAAUCAAAGAAUUUCUUCCAUGUAGAAUUCUAGGGGACGUCAUUAACAAUGUCAAUGUCUCAAACUGCUUCUUUGCCUUGACUAUGAGCUGAGGUUGUGUUUUUAUUGAAUCUUCUUUUAAAUUUAAUGGAGGAAAAAACUCAGAUGGAGCCUUGGCAAAAUUACUGUAUUUUUUUUAAACAGGCUUUCAUUAAAGUUUGGUUAAAAUUGUAAUGUUUGCUCCAAUUUAAUUUUUGCUCCAAUUUAAUUUUUUUAAUUGUUCAGCUGUUUGAGAAGCUGGAGAAAUUUAAUUUUUCUAAAUCAGAAAUAUUUAUUAACAGUAUCUUUUGUCUUCUGACCUUUUGACUUGCCUGCUAAAUGAACAGCAUGCUUUAUAACCCUGACGAUCAUCACCUCUUACAGAAAUGCAUGCCCUUUUCUGAGAAGCGUGUGAAAACCAAACCUGCUGCCGACAUCUAAGAUGAUGUGGGGAUAGGUUUUCAUACGGGAAAAGGCAGACACGGCGAUGUGGAACCGAAGGUGAGACAGGAACAGCCGGUGACGGCAGCAGCACUCAGGCAAGGUCAAAAGUGUCAGAUGCUACAAGAUUAAAUCCUGCUCCUGAAAGACAGCCCCUGCCAGCGUAACGGAUUACCUUCUCCUGCCUGUCAGCUCUGAUGGCUGCCUCCACAGUGAGUGAAGCAUGGCAGCUCUGAGCCGCUGUCAGAAUUCGGGUUGUAUUCCAAGGUCAAGCCGCUGUCAUGUACUGUUGUGCUCAAAGUUAAUUUAAAUAAAAUACUGUGAGAUGUUUUUGUGUGGCAGUGGCAUUGAAAUGUGACACAUUCAGAACCAGUUGUGUGUGUUGAUUAUGGAUUUGUCUGUAAAACCACGCCAAAUGAUCAUAAACCUCAAUCAGGGCAGGUUCUAAAACAAUAGGUUGUGCCUCAGAAGUGUGUCCCACAGUUUUGACAAUUUGGUUUUUGUCCAGUCACACUCUAACAACCACAACAAGCCUAACUCUCGAACAA